Messenger RNA from Nymphalis io (European peacock), 6555 nucleotides. RefSeq names its product zinc finger protein 91-like. The coding region runs from base 72 to 5303 and encodes 1743 amino acids. The record is from RefSeq and is a predicted model, not a curated record. Gene Ontology annotation, cellular component: nucleus. The transcript has 5 exons. Gene Ontology annotation, biological process: regulation of gene expression. NCBI's taxonomy places the organism in Eukaryota, Metazoa, Arthropoda, Insecta, Lepidoptera, Nymphalidae.
AUGAUGGGCUGAUAUCGGUGAAGACUGGAAGCGGCGGCUCUCCCGACGACGACGGCGGGCGUACGCACGGAAUGCAGCAGGCGGGGCGGGGCGCGGGCGGCUGCUGCUGCCGCGGCGACGCUCGCUGCUGCCCGCCGCCCGCCUCGCCAGUCAGCCGCGCGCCACCCGACACGACUGUUGUUCGAGAAGCGCGUCUCGCCAACUCCGCUCGCAAGCAGUGGAGUAUGCUACAACAGAUGUCCUCGCCGCACAGCGCGCAACUCGGCGAGGCCGCGACUCUCGUGCGCUCCCUCGAAGGCCGCCUAUGCGGCGACGCAUCUUCGGAGGCUUCCUCAGAUGCCGCCGAAGAUUGUGAAUUACCACAGUGCAAGAUAAAAAGAAACUACAACUGCACCAAGUGCAUGUUUUAUACGCAGAAUCCACGCGUUUAUCUCGUGCAUACUCGCGACGUGCACUUUGAAAAACUUAAGAUAUACGAUUGUCCACAUUGUGUUUAUGCUUCACGACAUCAUCAAAAACUUACAAGACAUAUCAGAAUGGUACAUGAAAGUUCAAUUUUAAGCAAAGAAUCUGAUACUCUACCAUCUACAUCUGAAAACUUGGAACCUCUGGACAGAAUAGAAGAGAUGUUCGAAGAAAUAGAAGAAUGUGAUGACUCGCAGAUGGAUAUCGAUGAUGAUAACGAAGAGUCCCUCGAGCGCUCAUUUGAUGCCGAGGCAGUACCGUCAGGAUUAUCAACAGAUAGAAGUAAAUUCUUUUCUUGCAGUAAAUGCAACUACGUUACCCACAUUCGAGCUAGAUAUACAAAGCAUGUGAAGUAUCACUCAAUGCCUAUGAUUAAGUGUACUAUGUGCGAUUUCCGGACGCCUUAUAAAUGGAAUUUAGAUCGUCAUAUGAAAAACCACGGAGGCAACGGAAGCUUCCACUGUUCUAUGUGUAACUUUACCGCAGAUAUUAGACAAAGUUUGACGGUACAUGAAAUGAAUCAUCACACACCGCCCGCUGGUCAAUCAAGUUCGAGUCGCCGUCGCAACCGGGUGGGCGCCAGUGACAUGUCCACUUUUGUCGAUAUGACGGACGGAAACACACUCAUCUUGAAAGAGGAGGAAGGGAGCGGAGAUUCACGGUCCUCACACUCUGCAUCGGAAAUGGGUCUACAGUACAUGGACAAAGACAUCGUGAGUUGUAAUAGCGACUCUAACGAGGCUUCAUCUUCUGACGCUGUAAAAAGUGAAAAUUUGCAUAUUACAAAAGAAGUAGAAAAUGAUAUUACAUCGGAUGAAGCAAAAAAUCAAAAACAAUGUAAAAAAAUACCAAGACCGAUUCCACAACUUAUUCCUUUAAAUGCAUCAACGCCAAAUCAAAACAAAACACUUCCUGGUGAGCCUCCAGCUAAAAAAUUUAAGGAAACUACAACUCAGUCAGAUAUUCAAAAAACUGAUAAUUUACCUAUAGAUAUUACUUUGACUCCAGUAAAUAAUGUAGUUAGUAAAGAUAAUUCUAACCGCAAAAAGAAUGAAUCAUUUUUUGAUCGAUUAAAAGAGAGGUUAUUAACAGAAACUGGAGAAGAGGGUUCACUUAUAUGUAAAAAUUGUGGUUUUGAAAGUAAAUGUUUAUCAGAACAUUCUGUUCAUGAAAAAAACUGUACAUCUCAAUCAAAUCGAAUGUUAACCAACGCAUUACAUUCGAGCUUAGGAUCGACUAGGUGCCAAAACUGCAGGCAUCGAUGCAAGUCAAGUGCCGAUUUAUACAUACACAUGCAAACGUGCGGAAAGAAAGAUAACAAAUUUGAACAUGCAUCAGAAGUAAAUAAUCAAGAUAGUAGUGAAGCUAUAACGGCUAAUCAAGAAAAGGAAUUAGAGCCACAUCCAAUGGAAAACGUCGUUUUUGUUUGGAAUAAUAUAAGUCACGACUCAAAUAAAUUUGAUGUACCAUUAGACAUAAGUAUUAAUGAUGAUUCUACGCUACCAGAACAAAAUAGAAGUUUUGAUCCAGAUAUCGUUGAUGAUAAUGAAACCAUGAAUCUAUCACCUAGCCAAGCAGUUGGGAAAAAAGUUUUUAAAUGUCCACACUGUUUGUUCUGGGCAUCAACUGCUUCAAGGUUUCAUGUUCAUAUAGUUGGACAUUUAAACAAGAAACCAUUUGAAUGUUCAUUGUGUAAGUAUAAAUCAAAUUGGAGAUGGGAUAUUACAAAGCAUAUUAAACUUAAAUCGGCUCGAGAUCCAGACCAUGCAGAAGCAAAAGUACUUAUGACCGAUGAGACUGGUAGGCGCAAUUACAGCAAAUACAAUAAAUUUUUAGCAAUGCCUGUUUUAAAUGAAAACGGUGAAAAUGAAUUUCAUUACAUUGACCAAAAUACAUCUGUGGACACUGCGUUAGACGAUGACGCGUUUAGUGAUGUAGCUGAUGGAAUGAAUACUCCAUUUGAAAUGCAACCACUUAAUUUACAAACUCUGAACAGUGAUCACAAGUAUGAAUUAGAUAACAGAAAUAUUGAUGCUAAAAAACCUAAAAAAACCCUAUGGAAAUGCAAAAAAUGCAAUUACAAAGAUUCAUCGAGAGAAGCCUUACUAGAACAUGUUCGUGAGCACUCGAGACCGGAUGAGUGUUUGGAAGAAACGAAACCUAUCAUUAAUAAAAAACCCGAGAACAUGCCUGAUCCGGCCGACUUGGCGUAUAGAUGCGGACACUGCAACCAAUUGUCUAAUUGGAAGCAUGUUAUACAGAGACAUUGCCGAUUAAAGCAUGAUGGAGUAAUUAAAGUCAUCACCACAGUUAAACCAAAACCCGAUAUAAAUGCAACGUCAGCCAACGAAAUCAGUACUGACACUUGCACUAAAUGUCCAUAUAAAGCCAGCGAUAAGCAUACACUUAUGGCGCAUUUACAACAGCAUCAGCCGUCACCGCACUCAAUAUUUAAGUGCUACUUUUGCCCAUUCUUUGUGAAAGACGAGCAUGAAUUAACUCAACAUCUUAUUUUACACGGCAUUACUGAUCCAGAAGAUUAUAUAUCAAAAGCAAUGGGAUGCAAAUCGCCUUUACCAGAGCAAGGACUACACGCUUUACCAAACUCUUCAUCGACGAAAAGACAUAGAUGUACAGAAUGUCCAUAUGAAACUAAUAGUAAGUCUCAGUUUAUGUAUCAUGAGCAAUUCCAUCGGUUACCGGCUGAUACUCCAUAUAAAUGUCAAGAGUGUAAUUAUAGUGUUUCAAAAAGGCACUUGCUUCAUCAACACAUGCGGGUUCAUGGCAUUAUUGCGAAAAAAGGUGAAAUAGAAGCUGAGUUAGAAUCUUUUUCAUCCAAUUCUAAUCAAAUAGAUGCACAGUCUGAAUUUUCGAUGAACCUUGAUGAAAUUCCUUUCGUGUGGGUAUCGGCUAAGAAUGAGUUUCACAAAAUGUAUAAAUGUCGUUAUUGUUCAUACGUAAAUUCACAAAAAUGUAAAAUACCUAAUCAUGAAAAAAUACACUGUAUUGUAUUUGAAAAUAGUGAUAUAACAAUAUAUAAAUGUUUGGAAUGUAAAUUCACGUGCGAUAAUAAAGGGAGAUUAUCGGAACACUCCAAAACUCAUGGGGAAAUAUACGGCCGAAUUUACUGUCCUGUUGAAUCAGGUUUACCGGAUGAAGAACAAAUAGCUAAGUUGCGUAAAGUGAUAGAGAAAGAAAAAAAUAACAUGGAAAAUGAAUUAGUUAAAGAAGAGGAAAAUCAAAACGAAGGAAAAGAAACGAAAACAUUAUACUUCUGUCAAAAAUGUCCAGCAAGAUUCUUUGCAGACAGUGAAUUAAAAGUUCACGAUAAAUUCCAUGAUUUAACAUUUUCAAAUAAAUGUAAGGCUUGUGAAUUUUCAGUACCACUUGAAAAUGAAUUAAUUACCCAUAAUUUGGUACACACAGAUGAAUAUAAUACAAAAACAAAAAUGCUUAAAUUCGUUCAUAAAAUUCAUAGUCUUUAUAAAGAACCCAAACUGCAACUUUUUCAUUGUCCACUUACUUCAGAUAUGACAUGGGUAGUAGCUAAUCCCGGAAAAAAUUAUGAAUUUCAUGAAAAUGUUACCAAGAAAUCUUCAGAUACAAAACAUGUGCCAAAACAGUACUUUUGCAAAGAAUGCCCAGCCAAGUUCUUUAAAACUUCUGCAUUAAGUUAUCAUAUGGGACUACAUGGAGGAGAAGGUGAACAUAAAUGUAAGAAAUGUAGUUAUGCUGUUAAAAAUAUUGGAAACCUAGCUAAACAUGAAAUAUUACAUGAAAACGAAAAUAAAUCUGCUACUUGUGAUUAUGAAUCUGGUGAUGAUUUAGAUUAUAAAAAUAUACCUUUAUCAGGAACUGACUUAUUCCAAAGAAAAACAGAGGCCCAGAAAAGAGUUUUAACAGACAAAGAUAAGCUUGUGAAGCCAAAUGAUCAUUUCCCACCAGUGCUUCAGGCUGAUCCUCAGUUUGGAUAUUUAAUGCAUGGCAAUCCAGAAUUCAUUUAUCCAACUUACCUUAAAAAUGGACGACAGAAGGAAAAACGUUAUAAAUGCCACAAAUGCCCAUCAGCUUUUGAAAAACGUGAACAAUACAAAAUACAUUUAUCAUUGCAUGGUUCAAAACAAAGAUACAAGUGUGAAUUAUGCGACUAUUCUGUGAAAUAUUAUGCCAAUUAUGUCCAACAUAUGAGAAAACAUCAAAUGAACGAUGAAGCCCAAGCAGAACGAAAGAAAGACGUAAAUGGUUAUGUAGAAUCUGAAAUCGAAAAUACUGAAAGCAAAAAAGAUGAGAGUGGUGAAAACAUUAACUUAGCUAUUAAAACUAUGCCCAAAAGGCCUCCUCGAACUGAUUUCCAACAAUUUUCAAUUAGUGAUCAACAAACACUCCGAUUAUUACAACGUCGACGUUCUAUGAAUCAUACAGGAAAGGACGCUACUACUUCAGACCUUUCACCGACAAAGGACCGCAAGCUACACAUGUGUCUUUUAUGUCCAUAUACGAAUCAACGUCAAGACGCCCUUAGUAAUCAUUACAGAAGACACGAUGAAACUGACGUCGUCAAUGGUGGUAAUCAUAAAUGUUCAUUCUGUGAUUUAGUAGUGGUUCAAUCGCAUUUUCUCCGCGAGCAUUUAAAAACUCAUUUUAAUUACCAAAAGAACCUAACCCCCGAGUGUUUCGUGGCUAAUGAAAACGUUACUUUUUCUGUUACAAAAUUAGAAGAAAAUGAAGAAAAUAAUACGACUUGUGAUCUCAAAUUAGAUAUGCUAAAUCAAAAUAAUAUGUGCAAUGAAAACAAAAUAUUUGUAAAAAUUAAAACAGGUGAACUGUUUGUUGAAUAGUUUAUAUUUAAUAUAAGUGUAGUUGUAAGUUAAAAUAAGUAUUUACAAUAAGCAAAAUUAUUACGAAAAUAAAAAUAGUUCCAUAAAAAGGAGCCAAAAACUGAAACUGUCGAUAUUCACCAAAGUAUAGCUUGCCAUAUUAGUUUAGAACACUUGGCGAAUUUUUCGGAUCAUUUUUGGGGUGCAUUACAAGUUGCACACAUGUCUGGCCAGUAACAUAAAGAACACUUCAAAUUAAACGCGAAACUACUUUCUAUUGUACCUAUAAUCAUUAAAUCAAUAAAAGAUUUAAUAAGGGAUCAAUGAAAAAAUCUAAUUUUAAAUCAAUUAUUAUAUUUUUGGAGCAUUGGAUAGAACUGAUCAAUAAUAAAUCAAAGAUAAAUUACAAAUAGAUCAGUUUUAUUCAAAUGAUGUGAUAAAAAUAUAGAAAUUAAUGAUGUAAAAUGACCAUUUAAUACAUUCAUAACUUUGUUUAGAUCAACUAAAAUGUAUUUCAUUCAAAAAAGUAUGCUUUUUAAAGUGUGGUUAUUCUUCUCAUGAAAGGUGUUACAAGUCCAUCCAUAACAUAUUUCAAUAUAUAAUGCUGAAAUAUGGACUAUUAUUUUAAUCAUUAAAAAAAUUAUCCUGAAAGUACCUAAGAAACUAUUCAAAUAUUUAUGGGAAUAUCAUUGCUUAAUAAAUAUAAUAGUUUUAUUAUUAUUAUGUUUAAAAUUUAAAAACUAUUCAAUUACAAAUUUAUGUUAUACUAAAAUAUAAUCAUAAAAUUACUAGAACAGAAUAUAGUUUUCUUUAGAGUUGGUACUGAUAAUAAAAUUGAAAUUGCAAUUCUUUUAAGUAGUUCUGAAUGUCUGUUUUAAGUAAAAGGCUUUUAGUUUAACUAUUAAAAUUAUAGAAUUGACGUUUUUGUAUCAUAGUUAUAAUAAUUUUAUAUACAUUGAAGAUAUUAAAAAUGUGAAUUUGAUCCACACAUUUUAACUAACAGACAAUAAUUUAUUAACUAUGUGAAUUCAGUAUAAAAAAUUUGAAACAAUAUCUUCAGAAAUUGUCACUCUUUAUUGUGUAUGUAUUUAUUUUCACUAGUGAGUAGGAUAUUUGAAAAACAUAUUUUUGCAGACUUUUUGAUUGAAUUUAAAAAGUAAGAAGCGAAGGCACUGUCAAACCAAUAUAAAUAUAGAAUAUCAUUUUAAUAUGCUCUUAAGAGCACAUUCCUUUUGUGAGUAAAAGAAUGUAGAGAAAUAUAUAGCAAUGUGAU